Molecule: messenger RNA, 1967 nt
Organism: Bemisia tabaci
Lineage: Eukaryota; Metazoa; Arthropoda; Insecta; Hemiptera; Aleyrodidae
Source: RefSeq, a predicted model, not a curated record
ACUUGGUGUGUUUCACUGAGACAAUGCUUGGUUUCUCAUAACUCGCGAAGACGAUUUCAGCGAAAAACUGUUCUAUAUGAGCACAUUUUUGUGUUCAAUUUCUUUUAACAGUGUACGUCACAACAAGUUCAAAGGACGACACAUGUCUGUCAUGUGUCAGCACUAAAGCUUAUCACUGAUCGGCCAGAUAAUACACCCACGCUCUUGCAACAUCAUUGAAAUAGACCCGUCUUUUCGUUUUUGAGACUUGCUGGUAACGCGCGUGUAAAUCGAGAUCAUCCAUCCUAACCCAAUGUUCUGCGGUGGCCGUUAGUGCGCGACAAAACUUCCUUUUAGGCUUUGGUUUUAAAACAUGUGUUAAAGUAAAAUUAGGUUAGAAAUAAUGCAUUAACGUAGCUGAAUAAUAUCUGAGUAGCGGACAACAGUGUUUCGGUCAAAAUUCGUUCAACCCAAGUAUAGAGAGGAACAAGCAGAUGGAAAAGUAGGCAGAGAUCUUUCAGGACCAGCCUCGAAUAAACUGUGCUUGCUGCGAAGCAGUACGCAUUAGUACUGAACCGAGUGCGCUUCAUGAUAACCACAAGUUUAGUGAUGUGAAGUUUUUGUUCAACCUUACAACAGUGAGCGACCAAUAAUAAUUUUCACUUUCACCACGCAAUGAAGCUGCAUUGCAUGUUGUUAACAUUUAUGCUUACAUCUGCUGCGUGCAGGGUCAGAGGCACCGUUUACACCAACAAUUGGUUGAGAUACUUGAAUCCGUUAAAUUACGGCACCAGCUGGUUCCAAUACCUGAACCCGUUCCACAAAACCAGCCCGACUCAGCAUCACCGCCCCAACUUAACCGCCUCGCCGGGCAACACCUCGAAAAACGUAGACAAGGUGUUCGACUACAUGUUGGGCAAGGUCCGCACGCUACUGGUGAACGCCGGGCAAAGGACCAUUUCCAUCCCGGACAUUAGCGAGCCCUUCCAGAAACUCGGGAUUCAGGGGCAGUUCAGGUCGUGGAACGGGUCUUUCGAGGACCUGAGCACGAUCUACCGGACGGGCGACAUCCAGGCGGACGUGCGUCCUGCCUCGCUCCGCGUGCGUUUCUCCGUGGGCCUCAAAGACGCGCUCCUCAGGUACGAGAACUACCACAUCAGGUUCCUCAACGUGGGCCCGGACGGGCGGCUCGCCAUGAAGAUCUCCGACAAUUCGCUCAACGUAGACGUGACGGUGUCGUACAACCCCAAGGUGGGCAUCAGCCGCUCCUGCAAGGUCAAGCUCAACCGCAUCCGCCUCGACAAAUUCGACGGCGUCCAGGUGGACAUGACAGGGCUGGGCCCCUUCAACUGGGGCCUCAACAUGGUGUCGCGCUGGGCCCUCGGGGCGCUUCAGACGGACAUCAAGGAUAAGUUCGAGAGCGUCAUCAAAUCGAACCUCCAAUCGGUGCUCGACUAUGGCGAUCUGUGUAGAAAGCUGAGGACUGGAUAAAAGGAUAAAGUAAGGACGCACACCGCAGUUCCGCUGCACACCGUAACCUUUCCGACGGUAAUUAACGAGGCAUAUGUGCAGGCAUUAGAGUGUAAUGUUCAAAUGCAAACCCUGCAGGAAGAAUUCUACGCGAAGGGCUAGUUUGGUUGGCUACCAAAAAGAAUAGGAAUAAGGGCGCUAUUUCCGACUGGCUUUGUCCAUUUCUUUUCAGCAUUCGCGUCCAAAUAAUAGAAAAGCUUGAAUGUUCAAAGGUGAAAUUUUGGACCCUACUUUGGCUGAUAACUUGGAGAAAAUUACCUCCGAUAAGUUUCUAUGAUAGUUAAAAGCUCCACGAUAAGUUUCGCGUUUAGAACCGAAUGCGAGAGGUGCCAGCAAGUGGCGUAACCCUGCAUCUAAGUCACUUAACACGAAAAAAGUGACAAUGAAUUACUGAUUGCAGAAUGAAUACGCCUGGAAAAUUAUACUUUGUCUAAAAUGUAAGAUUCUGAUUCAAUUCA